Molecule: messenger RNA, 3415 nt
Organism: Haliotis rufescens (red abalone)
Lineage: Eukaryota; Metazoa; Mollusca; Gastropoda; Lepetellida; Haliotidae
Product: chloride intracellular channel protein 2-like
Exons: 4
Coding region: 139-1077 (312 amino acids)
Biological process (GO): chloride transport
Cellular component (GO): apical plasma membrane; cytoplasm
Molecular function (GO): chloride channel activity
Source: RefSeq, a predicted model, not a curated record
UAGGCUGCCGUGUGUCAUGUGACCCUCUCGGAUUGACGCAUGCGUUGUAGCGCUGUUAUUUUGGGCGAGGCCAGUGCGUCAACGACUUGUAGAGAAAUUCUGUGACUUUGGAGGCAUUUCUAGCCACAAAUCGCAAAAAUGAGCGUGGAUAAACCUCUUUUCGCGACUACGGUCGACGACGAGGACCGCAAGGCCGUUGUGAAACAAGAGUUUAAAUUGUUUAUUAAGGCAUCACAAAUUGACAAAGAAACCCGUGGGUCCUGCCCAAUAUGUGAGCACUGGUUCAUGAUAGCAUACCUUAUAGCCCAGAAACAACCUGGGGUGAACUUUUCAGUUUUCACCGUGCAGGAAAAUAGCCCUCCUAAAGAAUUUGAGGGCUGGAGCAAGAAGUUCCCAGUGGUACUGUCAGUCAACUGCACAGACAAGAAGGGCCAAGACAUUAGUGGGUGCAUGUACGACAACUUCGAAGAGUUGGAAACCUUCUUCGAGAAUAUCAACCGCGAGUGCCCUGAGUUGAAGAGGCAUAACAAGGAGAAUGGCGAUGCCAUGUCCCGAGUAGAUACCCUUUAUGCUACUCUCAAUGGAUUCCUGACAGGCCAACCAGAGACCAAAUUGACGAAAGCUCUGAGAGCUUUAAAUGAAGACUUAGACAACGGCAAGAAGUUCUUUAUAGACGACAUGCUGUGCUAUGUUGAUUGCCACUUACUGCCUAGGUUACAACAUAUCAAGGUGGCAACCAAGAGAUAUGCCGACUACAAUAUCCCCAAAGAAUUCAAAGCAAUUUGGAAGUUCUUGGCACAUGCAUACCAGCAGCCCGCAUUCGUAGCUACCAUGCCAAGAGACCAGGAUAUCAUCUUUCAUUAUAAGAAGAAGGUGACUGCAUUUCCACAAGUGAAAAAUUCAACAAUAGAAAAGUUCUCUUAUGACAUGUAUGUACCUGAAGAAAUCUUGGAAGAGAUCAGGCUAGAGGAUGAUGGCAGUAUGGAAAAUGAGCAGGAACAAGAACAAGAACAGGAAGAAGUGGAACAAAACUCAGAAAUGGAGGCCCAGCCUGAUAACAAUGGAUUGGAAUAUUAAGUUCCGAGUGUGUGAUGGAGACAGACUAUUGGGUGUGAUGGGAGGGAAUUAAUGGUGUGCAGACAGUGCAGGCUGGGCUGGUGACCCUCGGUUGUUCCGGCCGGUCAGGGUAUGCCAGCUUGACACCAUUCUCCUGAAUGCGCAUGUUAUCUUGGAACUGACAUGGAGACGUUUGUGGAAAGCGAAUGUUAGUUUAAUUAUCUACCCAGAUGGAACAUAGUGGCAUAGUCAUAAUGAUCAGGGGACAGGUGGACCAUUGUUACCGUUGCCGACGGUGUUGAUAGUCUUCAGAUCUAUCCUUGAUUACAAGAGUUCAUAUCCUUUCAGAAACAUGUCAUUAUGUUGGACGCACAGUACAAAAUUUGCGGGAUAAUUCUUGCUCUAUGAUACAGGACCAAAUGUAAUUUUGCAGGUCUUUUGCUCACAUGUUAAAAACACCUACACUUGCGGACCAGUUUACAGGAGAGUAUAUGUUGAUUAGUUUUUGUCAUGGUGCUUCUGUUCCCCUCAUCAAUGUUUCCUUUGUUGAACCCUUGUUUAUUUUUAGGAAGGCAACUGUCAAUCUGGCAGGAUUGAAAACCAGUCAUGGGAGACAACUCCUUGAACUUGUAAUUCUGAUACUUUUGAACAGUAUUCUGGAACAAUUUAUGAUCAAAUUAUGUGUAGAUAUGACACUGAUGAAUUCAUACAAUAAAAAUAUUUACAAAUUGAUUGGUAAUUGUUUCAUGAAUAAGAUAUUUCGAUUCGUAGCUGAUCCUCUAUGGGGCGGAUCCAUCUUUACCAUACACAAGACAUGUAUAGCAAUUGCUAAAUGAUUAAGUACAACGUAUAACUAUAUAUUAUGAAUCAAAAUGGCUGGCAUGUACAGAAAUGUAAAAAUGUCUGUAACCACCCAAGUAGUUUUACCCAGCCACGGCUGUAGAAAGGACAUUUUUACUGGAGCAAUUAUGGUAAAAUUAGCUAUUUUGUUAACAGAAGUUUGUCAUUCACAUCUUCAUGGUUUGUGCUAAAGGUGUUUAUGGGAUAAAAAUUGGCCUUAAAUCGUUAUUACUAUAUGCAGUCCGACAUGCCUUGGCUUCUGUCUGUUCUAUAUAUGUGACUGUACCAACGUUUAACCUGGACCAAAUUAAAGUAUUUUGUAUAUGUGUAUGUGAAAUAGGCUUCAUGGUAAUUUUUGUCCAUGUUCUUUAUGUCUGAACACACUUGGGCACAAGGAUACAAAUUUGUUCAUGAUAUCCUAUUUUAUCUGAGUCAGGGUAUUAAAACUUCUGGCAACCCUGGUAUGCCAUUGAGGCUGUAGAAGGGUUCCAUCAAGUCAUGCAAUGAAUAUUCUGGAGUGUUUGAAAAUAAUUUGAUAAAACAAAGAAUUGGGACCCUAUCUGCAGCCUUGAAGUCUGUUGACUAAGGAUAAAUAUGCCCCCUCCCCUCCUGUUGAUAAAUAGCUUGUCAUAAUCAGACAUCAUUCUGUCUUGGUGUAUCCGACAUGUUACAAAAAACUACUUUUACAAUCAGUUUCCUAUAAACAAGAAAAUGUUGGAUAUGGUGACUCAAUUGAGGGUCAGGAGGAGUGUGUUUGAUUUAUAAUUUAUUACAAUUGUUCAUGAUCAGCUCUAUGAAACAUAACCACAAAUUGCCUUGUCCUGACCCUGUGUAAUCUGAAAGAGAAGUUUGUGUUUCAGUCUCUAAUGAACAUAGUGGAAAUGUACAAAUACCUGUCUUCCCUUUCACUAGGAUUUGUUUAUUACUCACUACUUUGAAAUGAAGUCAUGCUAGCAUCUGUGUAUUGUGUGCAAAGAUUUCCAUCUAUUCACAUUUUGCAAAUGGCAGGAGCUAUUGUCUUAUAGUUAACCAGACUGAAUAAGCUUCUCAACCAUAUGUUCAGCCUAUUGUGUACGGCUUCUGCAGAAUUUGGUAACCGACAAUACUGGUAAUUAUUUUUGCAUAGGAAAUCUAGACAAUAUAUGGUGAGGAGUCUCAGCCUUGUACCUGAUCUCUGAUUAUUUUGUUUGUUCAGCAAAGUUUGUGAUAUCAGAACAUAUUUGUCCUUCAGUCUUUGCCAUUCACAAAUUUUUUAUCAACAUAUUUCCUGUCUUUAUUAUUAAAAUUCCUGUGUUGGACCAGUGCACGCAUUGUACAUCUUGGAUGAAGCAGGAUGGAUCAGAUGCUGUAUUCUACUAUAGCUUUGUUAUAUGUGCAUUUAUUGUUUGGUACAUAAUACUACUAGUAGUCUGAUAACCCGACUACACCAAAUCGCCAUAUACACUGAUAUCUUGGAUGUCGAUAAGCACGGCUUUGUAACAUUCAGUCAUUAUAUAAGAAAUAAAAUUACUCAAAUCAA